UCCCUCUCUCUCUCUCGCGCGCGCUCGCUCUCGCGCUCUCUCCUCCGGAGCUUAUCUCGGUGCGCAUCGUCAGCAUCAGUUUGAAGUCAAACCUGUCAGCCGCUGCCUGGUCCCUUUCCCGUCUCUCCCACUCUCCGCCGGUGAUCCCGUCUCAUCCGAGAGUUUCGGCGGGGACCGUGGGAGCGCGUCUCGCCGCUGCCUUCAACUUGGGCGGAAGAAAGAAAGGGGAAACUCCUCGGGAUUCUCCGUACAUCGAGCUCUGAUCCGGAUUUUCUGUCUGACGUGCUGAAGUGCUUCUUAAGGAGAAUUCUGGGGAGAUUUCUUGCUCUUUCGUUCCUCAAGGAUGAAGCAGCACCGCGGACCCGUGCACUGAGAGAGCUCCCACGUUCCAACUUCACGUUCCAGCAUGAACCAUGAGCAAAGGUUGUGAGGGCCUGUUUCUGUCAUCCUGUUGUACAGUGAGGCAGUGAGCUCACGGUGGAUACAGAAUGCAUGUGUCGACAUAUCCCAUGAUGCACUCUGCCAGUCCAGGUCUGCUCCUCCUCAGCUUCCUCUUCCUCGCUGAUGCCGACUCACCUCCAAGAUUCACACGGACCCCAGAGGACCAGACAGGAGUUCAGGGGGGAGUGGCGUCCUUCGUGUGCCAGGCCACGGGGGACCCCCAGCCCAAGAUCGUCUGGAACAAGAAAGGCAAGAAAGUCAGCAACCAGAGGUUUGAGGUUAUAGAGUUUGACGACGGGUCCGGCUCGGUCCUGAGGAUCCAGCCUCUGAGAACCCCGAGAGACGAGGCUAUUUAUGAAUGUCACGCCUCCAACUCUGCAGGAGAGAUCACUGCCUCCACCAGAUUAAAUGUGCUACGAGAGGACCAGCUGCCGUCUGGGUACCCCACCAUUGACAUGGGUCCCCAGCUCAAGGUGGUGGAGCGCUCUCGGACCGCCACAAUGCUCUGUGCCGCUAGUGGCAACCCUGACCCAGAAAUUACCUGGUUCAAGGAUUUCCUGCCAGUCAACACAUCCAAUAACAAUGGCCGAAUCAAGCAGCUCCGCUCAGAGUCCUUUGGUGGCACGCCCAUACGAGGUGCCCUGCAGAUAGAGAUGAGUGAGGAGUCAGACCAGGGGAAGUAUGAGUGUGUGGCCACCAACAGCGACGGGACGCGGUAUUCCACACCAGCUAACCUCUACGUCCGAGAGCUGCGAGAAGUGCGUCGCGUCCCCCCUCGCUUCUCCAUCCCCCCGGCCGACAGCGAGAUCAUGCCCGGGGGGAACGUCAACAUCACCUGCGUGGCCGUGGGCUCGCCCAUGCCCUAUGUGAAGUGGAUGCUGGGAGCGGAAGACCUGACGCCAGAGGACGACAUGCCCAUUGGCCGCAACGUCCUGGAGCUGACGGACGUGCGCCAGUCCAACAAUUACACCUGCGUUGCCAUGUCCACGCUGGGGGUGAUCGAGGCCGUCGCACAGAUUAUUGUCAAAGCUUUACCGAAGGCUCCUGGCAUGCCUGUGGUGACGGAGAGGACUGCAACAAGCAUCACUCUUACCUGGGAUUCUGGAAACCCUGAACCUGUCUCCUAUUAUAUAAUACAGCACCGCGCCAAAGGCUCGGAGGACCCAUACAAAGAGAUCGACGGCAUCGCCACCACGCGUUACAGCGUGGGCGGCCUCAGCCCUUACUCCCAUUAUGACUUCAGGGUGGCGGCUGUUAACACCAUCGGCCAGGGCCCGUCCAGCGACGUGGUGGAGGCUCGCACCGCUGAGCAGGCUCCGUCCUCCCCACCGCGACAGGUCAGAGGUCGCAUGCUGAGCACAACCACCGCCAUCAUCCACUGGGAUGAGCCGGAGGAACCUAACGGGCAGGUGGUCGGCUACAGAGUGUACUACACCUCCGACAACGCGCUGCCAGUCAACCAGUGGGAGAAGCAGAUGGUGCGCAGCGCUAACUUCAUCACCAUCCAGAGUUUGACUCCUAACAAGACGUACUACAUCAGAGUGUUGGCCUUCACCUCCGUAGGGGACGGUCCCCUGUCCCAGGACCUGCAGAUUAUAGCCAAGACUGGAGUUCCAUCCCAGCCUUCGGAUUUUAAGGGCGAGGCCAAAUCUGAGACCAGUAUCCUGUUGUCCUGGGUGGCCCCACCUCAGGGUGGCCCGGACAACCAGAUCACGGGUUACGAACUGGUCUACCGACGAGCAGAUGACACGGAGGAGAAAAAAGUGAGCUUCGAACCCACCACCUCUUAUCUGCUGAAGAACCUGAAGCCUUUCUCCAGCUACACCUUCCAGCUGGCUGCCAGGAGCAAGCACGGGAUCGGGGCGUACACGAACGAAGUGUCCAUUGACACGCCACAGACACUUCCUGCAGCGCCCCCCCAGGACAUCACAUGCACCAGUCCCAGUUCUACCAGUAUCCUGGUAAGUUGGGCUCCACCUCCUCUGGAGUUUCAGAAUGGCAUCAUUACGGGCUACUCCAUCCAGUACUCCAAUACCGAGGGCAACAAAACGUCCAAAAGAGUUGACGGAAUUCCUCCGGAGAGUUCUCCGUAUCUCCUGGAAAACCUGGAGAAAUGGACUGAGUAUGGAAUAACAGUGCGGGCGCAGACGGAAGCUGGGGACGGACCGGAAAGCUUGCAGCUGCUUAUUCGCACCGAGGAAGAUGUUCCAAGCGGGCCUCCGCGAGGGGUGGAGGCAGAGACUGUGAAUGCCUCGGCCGUUAGAGUGAAAUGGCGAGCACCAGCGCCUGAACGGCAGCAUGGUCAGAUCAGAGGCUACCAAGUCCACUAUGUGAGAAUGAACUACGGAGAAGCUCAGGGUCAUCCCUUCGUCAAGGACAUCCUUAUAGAGGACUCUCAGUGGACAUAUGAUGACACAGCUGAAUAUGAAGUGAUUCUGGGAGACCUGAGGGCAGACACCUCUUACUCCGUAUCAGUGGGGGCUUACACAGCCAGAGGCGAUGGUGCUCGCAGCAAACCUGUAACAGUCUGCACUGCCCUGCCACUGCCUGAGAAGCCCAAGCUGAUGGUGAGUGCCACUGACGUAGGUACUGCUCUGCUUCAGUGGUACCCGCCGCCAAACCCGCCCACCCCGAUCCUGGGGUUCCGCCUCACCUUCGGCCGCGCUGACGUCCUACCCUUUACAGUGGUGGAGUUCCCAACCAAGGAGAACCGCUACACCGCCCAUGACAUUCACAAGGGAGCCAGCUAUGUGUUCCGACUCGCGGCCCGCAACAAAAUGGGCUACGGCGAGGAAGCGGCGAUGGAAGUGACCACUGCAGAAGACGCCCCCAGCGGAUUCCCACAACAAAUCGCGUCCGAGGAGGCGUCUGACGCCUCCCUCCGGCUGGAAUGGAAAUCAGUGCCGCUAAUUGAGCAAAAUGGAAAAAUAACCAAGUACUCGGUGCUGUACAAGGACGUAAACAGUCGAGGGAACGCCUCCGAAGUCGUGGUGCCGGCUCCAGAAUCAAGCGUUGUGUUGGAGGGUUUGAGCGCAGACACUGUGUAUGAUGUCAGGGUGUGCGCGUUCACUGCUGUGGGUCCUGGGCCAUACAGCCCCAGCGUCCAGUUUAGGACGCAGCGGCUCGACCAAGUUUUUGCCACCAACUUCAGAGUAAAAGCUGCCAUGAAGAACUCUGUGCUACUGUCGUGGGAGAUCCGGGACAAGAACCCUGCCCAGCCGUUCACGAUCCUGUACGGGAAGGGCCAGUCGGUGGAAGUGGACGGGAAGCAGACCCAGAAGCUGAUCACUGGCCUGGAGCCGGACACUCAGUACUCCUUCCUGCUCACCAACCGGGCCAACAGCGCCGGGGGCCUGCAGCACCGCGUCACCGCCACCACAGCCCCGGACCUCCUGAAGACCAAGCCCACCGUGGUGGGCAAGACCAACGCGGACGGAAUGGUGACGGUGCAGCUGCCCGUCGUGCAGACCGCCGCUAAAGUCAGAGGUUAUUAUGUGGUGGUGGUUCCGCUGAAGAAGAUGAAGGGGAAGUUUCUGAAUCCCUGGGAGGAGCCCGACCAGAUGAACCUGGAUGAGCUGUUGAAGGAAAUCAACAGGACCAGCAUCAGUCACGCCCUGCGCAUCCGCAGACAGGCUGCUCAGUCGGACCCCAGGGCCUACGUCUCGGCCCACUUCAAGAGCCUGCCCCUGGAGUUCACGCUGGGCGACGGGCGCAACUACGGUGACUUCCGCAACCGGCCGCUGCUGAACGGACAGGAGUACGUGUUCUUCGUGCUGGCGCUGCUGGACCUUUCUGAGAAUACGAUGUACGCGACCAGUCCCUACUCUGACCCCGUGACCUCGUCGGACGUGGAUCCGCAGCCGAUGGUCGACGAGGAGGAGGGGCUGCUGUGGGUGGUGGGGCCCGUUCUGGCCGUCAUCUUCAUCAUCUGCAUCGUCAUCGCCAUCCUCCUUUUCAAGAGCAAACCUGACAGGAAGCGCGCUGAGGCCGAGGGCAGGAAGGGCAGCUUCCCCUGCAGCAAAGCCAUGUCGUCCCACCACCCCACCGACCCGGUGGAGCUGCGCCGCAUCAACUUCCAGACGCCAGCCUACCGCGUAUCAGUGUACCGCGGUUACCGGCGCUUGUCAAGCAUGGCAAGUCACCCGCCCGUCCCCAUCUCGGAGCUGGCGGAUCACAUCGAGCGCCUAAAGGCCAACGACAAUCUCAAGUUCUCUCAAGAGUACGAGUCCAUUGACCCUGGUCAGCAGUUCACGUGGGAGAACUCCAACUUGGAGGUGAACAAGCCAAAGAACCGCUACGCUAACGUCAUCGCCUACGAUCACUCCAGAGUGAUCCUCUCCAGCAUCGAUGGCGUCCCAGGCAGUGACUACAUCAAUGCUAACUAUAUUGACGGCUACCGCCGCCAGAAUGCCUACAUCGCCACUCAGGGCUCCCUCCCUGAGACGUUCGGGGACUUCUGGAGGAUGGUCUGGGAGCAGCACACGGCCAACAUCAUCAUGAUGACCAAGCUGGAGGAGAAGUCCCGGAUGCCCUCUUAUUUCUUCUCUAAGGUGAAGUGCGAUCAGUACUGGCCGACCCGCGGCACAGAGACCUACGGCCUCAUCCAGGUCACUCUGCUGGACACGGUGGAGCUGGCGACCUACUCUGUCAGGACCUUUGCCCUUUACAAGAGCGGCUCCAAUGAGAAGCGCGAGGUUCGUCACUUCCAGUUCACGGCCUGGCCAGACCACGGGGUGCCUGAACACCCCACCCCCUUCCUGGCCUUCCUUCGCAGGGUCAAGGCCUGCAACCCCCCAGAUGCAGGACCCAUGGUUGUGCAUUGCAGCGCCGGAGUGGGUCGCACCGGCUGCUUCAUCGUGAUCGACGGCAUGACGGAGCGGAUCAAGCACGAGAAGACCAUCGACAUGUACGGCCACGUCACGCUGAUGCGCUCCCAGCGCAACUACAUGGUGCAGACGGAGGACCAGUACAUCUUCAUCCACGACGCGCUGCUGGAGGCCGUGACCUGCGGGAACACCGAGGUCCCCGCUCGGAACCUCUACUCCUACAUCCAGAGGCUCACGCAGAUCGAGCCGGGAGAGAACGUCACCGGGAUGGAGCUGGAGUUCAAGCGUCUGGCCAGCGCCAAGGCCCACACAUCGCGCUUCGUGAGCGCCAACCUGCCGUGCAACAAGUUCAAGAACCGGCUGGUGAACAUCAUGCCCUACGAGACCACCCGCGUGUGUCUGCAGCCGAUCAGAGGGGUGGAGGGCUCCGACUACAUCAACGCCAGCUUCAUCGACGGAUACAGGCAGCAGAAGGCCUAUAUAGCAACCCAGGGCCCGCUGGCUGAGACCACGGAGGACUACUGGAGGAUGCUGUGGGAGCACAACUCCACCAUAGUUGUCAUGCUGACCAAACUGAGAGAAAUGGGACGGGAGAAGUGCCACCAGUACUGGCCCGCGGAGCGCUCCGCCCGGUACCAGUACUUCGUGGUGGAUCCCAUGGCCGAGUACAACAUGCCCCAGUACAUCCUGCGGGAGUUCAAGGUUACCGACGCCAGGGACGGCCAGUCGCGAACAGUCCGUCAGUUCCAGUUCACCGACUGGCCGGAGCAAGGAGUGCCAAAGUCAGGGGAGGGGUUCAUCGACUUCAUCGGCCAAGUGCACAAAACUAAAGAGCAGUUCGGCCAGGACGGGCCCAUCACCGUGCACUGCAGUGCCGGAGUCGGGAGGACCGGCGUCUUCAUCACCCUCAGCAUCGUGCUGGAAAGGAUGAGGUACGAGGGCGUGGUGGACAUCUUCCAGACGGUCAAGAUGCUGCGCACCCAGAGACCUGCCACCGUUCAGACCGAGGACCAGUACCAGUUCUGCUACCGGGCCAGUCUGGAGUACCUGGGAAGCUUCGAUCACUAUGCAACAUAAGCCCGGCGGCCGUGUCUCGCGCCACAUCCCACCUAGUGCACGUUUUUUUUUGUUUGGUCCCACGCGUCCUGAAUGAAUGCACUAGGGCGUGAUGUGUCUCUGAAGAUUUCGCCAGCGCACGCGGAGAGAAGGGGGACCAUCGGCUUGACGCGUACCCAGAAACAGCACCUCUUACUGAGCCAUAGCAACCUGCUUGACAAGGGUGUUUUCCUUCCACCCUCAGCCCUAAACACAGUCAUCGGUCAGUCUGAAUGAGCAACUUCAACCACUGUUCCACUCAGAAUACUUGAUCAAACAUAGAUUUUUACUCAUUUCCGUGCUUUUUUGCGAGCACCCCGAUUGCUUUACAUUGUUUGGUUGUGGAACUUUCACCUUGACCACCACCAGUGUAGCAUCACUACCGUAUGAAACCGGACCUGGCUACAGUAUUUAGCUGUCACGGAAAAUUAGUUUGGUUUCUUUUUUUUAAUACCUUGAGGACUGUCUACAAAUCCAUCAUAUGGAAACCUCAAGGACUGAAUGAACUGGGACUUUUUGAGCACCAGAGAAUUGCCAACGAGAGACUAAAGACACAGAGCACGCAGUAUUAAUGAGACGACGACCACCUGCCCAGAAAACAGACACUGAGAAGGUUCAUCCGUUUUAUUUUGGAAACAGACUCUCGUUUCUUGUGAAUGAAAAAGAAGAUAUUUCUACAGUAAUAAAAGCCACCAGUUCAACCUUAUGUCACCGUUCAAGGUCCUGGGAAUUUGAAAGAGGUUUCAAAUGCAUACCACGAAGUAAAACAUUCAUUUAGUUUUUUAUAAAUAUAUAUAGAUAUGUGAUUAUCUUGUUUUUUAAAAGCUGGGUAUUCCUUAUGGCACGUUCUGUUUGCUUUGGUUUUUACAGAUCUGCAACUUUGCCCCCCAUCGACCAGACAAAGGCAGAGUCGUGCUUGUUUUGUUUCCGUGUAAUCCAAUGAGCUGUAGCGAUUUUUUAAGAAGUGAUACAGUACUGUUUUAACGUGUAAAAUCAAAUCUAGUGUGGAAAGAUGUUCACAAUUCUAUGAAACGCACCGUCAUUGAGUGUCACGCUCCCGUAUUCUCUCGACCCACUCGCUUUAAAAAAAAAAAACACACACACACACACACACACACACACAAUCCCACGUGUUUCGCAUGCGCACAGGAAUCUCGGCCUGUGUUCUACCGGGUCUGUGAUGUCAGAGACGCCAGGGGCGGCCAUUACCCCCCGGGGGCCGGGGGGGUGGGGGGGGUUCACCCGGCCCAGCGGCUCCGCGUGCAUGCUGGGAGGGAGAAGCUGGGCGGACCCACAGCGACAGAGAGGACGCACAGGGAGAAGAGAACGAAAAGCAACUAUUUAUGUCCAGAUAAGCUUCACAGAGUUUCUCGAGCAGGGAGUAAAGAAGGGAAGUGGAGAGAGGGGGGACGGGGGGGACCGGGGGGGGUCGGGGAAGGAGCCGACUUCUCACUGGAAUGCUCACGUAUGACUUUUCUCUCUGUCUGAUUCAGUGUGCAAUAAGUAGAUGUAUUAUAUAUUUUUGUGUCGAGUCACUAACUGCAGUUAUAUGCCAUGAUGAUGAUGAUGAUGAUGAUGAUGAUGGUGCAUCACGUUCCAGACACAAGGAUACGCUCGAUUAUGAUUCCCGCCACAUUUUAAUGUGUCCAAACAGAGGAAUGACCUCUGACCUUUUAGGAAGUAGGUAUUUUCUCACGUCACAUCUCCAGUAGGUGAUGUCAUCCUUCUGUGCGUCACGGCAACCGGCGAAUGAUCAAACUCAUGUUUCAAACAGCAUCUAAUAGUUCUUUUGAUUUUAGAUUUCUAGUGCCUUAUAUUACACGCCUAUUUUGAUAACGUUACUUUAAAGGGUUUCUGUGUAUUUUAUGUGCGGAUGCUCGUGCGCGUGGGAAGCGAGUGCGUGCGUGGAUAUGAUUUUCUUACGUCAUGGUGUGUUCAAGUGUCCCGUGCGUUCUGUUUUUCGGCUGUGAAUCUUUUUUCGUGCAGGCUCAUCACAUGCAACCCAGCAAGCGAACGGUCUCGCCUGCAUCCGUCAAAGGAGGUUUUAUCUCACGCAGGGGUCGACUAAGGACGAAAAAACCCUGAAUUAAAUUAGGAGCAGGAAAAUCAACGUGGAGAGGGAACAGUGUCCAGUUUUCCACGUUGUACUUGAAGGGAGCCUUGUGCCAGCUUUGUGAGUGUCCUCUUCUUGACGCGCUGGCGACUUCGGCGCCGGCUGCGAGCGUCCACCUGCGAACCUUUCACCCAGAUUCAGUCCAGCGGCUCACCUCUGUCCUUCAUUUCGAAUGCGUGGAGUCGAUUUUCCUUUCAUGACAAAUGCUGAGAGAAGUUCAGGUGCUACUUCUUCAACGACACAGAACCUACACGCUCUUCUUUCUGUCUCCAUCUCCGCUUGGCCAUACGAGGGAGCAUCGACAGUUUUCCACUAUCUUACAAUAACCCUGUUGUCGUUUUUGUAUGCAUGGUACCAAUUUCCCCAAACGCCCCUUUGGUCGCACCUGUUAUGGGAAGACUUGCACUUUCUCUCCUUGUACUAUGCACUAAUACUAGUAUCCUAUUAUCUCGGAGGCCCUCCCCCCACAAAAGAAGAGUUUUACUUGAACUCAGCAAAGAUGGAUCCUGUAAUGCUCACAUAGUUGUGUAUAUGUAAAUAACACAAAACACAGAGUAAUUGAAAUGCAUAGAAAUUACAAAUAAAUGAAUAAAUCAGUUAAAUGAAGCUUGAGAGGAAAUGUAUCAGAUAUGCAGCGUGAUAUAAUAAAAGGAUGCACCUGAGAUCACACUUUUAUGGCACAGGAGUAUGUGCAAUACACCACAUUGUGGAUUUGUUGUCCCACAAAGGAGAAGUUUCACAAUAAAAGUGUUCUAUUUUACCCCCAAUGUAUCAUGUAAAUGGAUAAAACUGGAGUUUAUAAAUUGUAUAAAAGCAAAAAUAUGGUGUGUUGCUUGGAUCAGUUACCUCCAAUCGGUCUGUAAAUGUAAACCUUUUAUUUUUGUUUUUGUUUUUCUGCUCCGAGUCAACAAGUGCUUUUUAUUUUCUUACAUUGGUUCUCGGAGUGUGUGAAAAACUGACAAACAGGUCUGUAUGGAUUUCUGUUCUUUGUCGACACAAGUUUCAUUUGUUACAAAUAAACUCAAGUGAAAUAAUUA
Molecule: messenger RNA, 9512 nt
Organism: Betta splendens (Siamese fighting fish)
Lineage: Eukaryota; Metazoa; Chordata; Actinopteri; Anabantiformes; Osphronemidae
Gene: ptprdb
Product: protein tyrosine phosphatase receptor type Db
Exons: 46
Coding region: 489-6344 (1951 amino acids)
Biological process (GO): protein dephosphorylation
Molecular function (GO): protein binding; protein tyrosine phosphatase activity
Source: RefSeq, a predicted model, not a curated record